AUGAACUUCAGUUGGAAAUCAUCUCCCCCUUCUAAUAAGAACUACACACUAUUAGAAACAUUCGAAUGUAAUACACAUCAAUUUGAUGCUAUAUUGUAUUCAUACAAAGAUAACUGUUAUUUUUAUCUAAUUUAUAGAGGAUCCAUUUAUUUUGAUAUAAAUGUAAACUAUAGAAUAACCAUAAAUGAAAGACGUAUUGAAGGUGUACAUCAAUUCUCAAAGUUUUCUAAUGAUUUUGGGUUUAUGAUGGAAAAAUCGCCACUAUUUAAUAUUGAGUUUUUUAUGAGUGUUAUAAAUCAAUAUAACUCUAAAGAAGAAACUUCUUUUUGCGGACUUAGAAAUUUAGGUGCUACUUGUUAUAUUAACUCCUUAAUACAAUCUUUAUUCCAUAUUAAAAGAUUUAGAAAUGAUAUAUAUAGAUGUAAUCCUAAUGGUAAAAUCUUAUUUUUACAAAGAUUAUUUUUCAAUAUGCAAAAUCAGGAAUAUGUAGAUCCUACAGAAUUUGUCGUGAACUUGGUUGACGAUGUUACUCUCCACCAGGAUAUUCACGAAUUCUCAAAAGUUUUAUUUGAUGUAAUUGAGAAAGAAUCAAAAAAAGGCGGAUUUAUUGAUAAUAAAGAUAUUAAAAAAGAAAUUGUUGAGGAUUUAAUACAAGGACAUGUAGUAAAUUUUAUAAAUGCAGAUUGCGGGUGCACCAGGGAAAUUAAAGAAAGCUUUCAGGAUAUUCAAGUAGAGAUUAGGGACUUUUGUAAUAAUAAAUUAGCAUCAAAUCUUAUUGAUUCUCUUAAAUUAUUUACGGCCGUAGAAACUCUUAAUGGUGAAAACAAAUAUAAAUGUGAUACCCAUGGAUUAGUAAAUGCUAAAAAAGGAGUUUUAUUUUCUGAUUUACCCCCAGUUCUAUUUGUACUGUUAAAAAGAUUUAGUAUUGAUUUUGAGACAGGCGAAUCGUCAAAAAUUAACGAUUUUUUUAAAUAUCCCGAAAUACUAGAUUUAAAGGAUUUUUGUGUAAAUAAUUUUUCUACUACUUAUAAGUUAUAUUCUGUGAUUGUUCAUAAGGGUGGUCACGAUGAAGGACAUUUUUAUUCUUAUAUUUUUUUGAAUAACCAGUGGUAUAAAUUUAAUGAUAACGUUGUUACUAAAGUACCUAAAGAAGAAGCAAUGGAUAUGAAUUUCGGUGGUAAACAUUCUCUUUUUAGGAAAAAAAAAGAUUUUUCAGCAUAUUACUUAAUUUAUAUUAAAGAUUUAUAUAUUUUAGAUGAAGAAAUUACAAUUAAUUCUUUGGUAUUAGACGAAAUUAAUAAGCAGAAUAUAAAAAAAGAAAUAAGAUGUAUUACAUUUAAUAAUAUAAAAAAUUAUCGAGGUCCGGGUUUUUAUAAUUUAGAUUCUUAUAAUUAUCCAUUAACUGGAUAUCAAGAGUAUAGAAUUAAAGGCAGUGAUACGGUUAAGAUUUUAAAAAAUAAAAUUGGAGGCCGCGAGCGACUUUAUUUAUUUAAAGUUGCGAAUGAUAAACUUAUCUAUUUGUCCGACGAUCAAUUAUUGGACGGCAAAGAUUUUUUUAUUUAUAAAAAAAAUGAUUAUAUUGAUUUUAAAAAGCAAAAAUUGGUUUUUAUAAAAAUUUUUAAGGAUGAUAUUUGGUUUAAAGAUACUAUUCCAGAGAAUCUAUAUUUAUCAUUCAUUGCUAUCGUUAAUAAUAAUAUACAUAAGAAAAUAGAAGAUAAUGUAAGAAUUUCAGAUUUUGUUUUAUAUAAAGAAGAUUUUUUAUAUAAAAAAGUGCACAAAUUUAAUAUUAAUGAUGAUAUUGAGCAUGGUGAUAUUUUUAUAGUUGUCAAAAAUACACAUACCACAUCACUUGAAUGUUUUUAUAAAGACUUUUCGUCUAGAAUGUGUGUCAAUGUUCUUAUUGAUUCACAAAAUUGUAUAUCUUUAUUUUUACCUAGUAAUUUAGAAAGUAAAUUUUUAUUAAAAAAAAUCAGAUCUUUUUUUUGUAAUGAAGAAAUUUCUUUGUGUCCUUUUGAUCCAGUGGUAUUGGAAUAUCUUCCAUUAGAAAAAAAUAUGGUAUCUAUUGAUAUUAAAGAUAAUAAAUUAAUAUAUUUAGGUUAUGGUGAAGUAACUGAUUAUAAUAAUAUAAAUUGUAUACAUCCCUUUAUAGCUCCUAAAAAUAUUACUGGUAAAGAUUUCUAUAAGAUUUUUUUAUCUUCUGAUUACACGAUGGAAAUGGAUAUAAAAAAUUUACGUGUUGUUGACGCUGUAAAAGAUACUUUGUAUUUGAGAGAUUACUCGCUUGAUGAACCAUUUACUAGUGAAGGAAUGAAUCUUUUUCAAUCUUUCAAUUCAAAUUUUAUAAAAGUCGCAUAUUUUAUUGGUAAUUAUGAGAUAAAAGGGUAUCCUUUCUUUUUAUUUGUUAAUAACCAUACUGUACAAGAUUUUAGAAAUGAAUAUAAAAUUUUUAGUAGACUUGUUAAAUACGAUUUUAAUGGAUAUGUUGAUUUAGAUGAUACUGAUAUUUUAAAUGAGUGCAGCAAAGAAACAUUUAUUUUAAUCGAAAGAAAUUAA
This is a messenger RNA of Vairimorpha ceranae, 2553 nucleotides long. Its product is annotated as ubiquitin carboxy-terminal hydrolase. The transcript has a single exon. The record is from RefSeq and is a predicted model, not a curated record. Gene Ontology annotation, biological process: protein deubiquitination; regulation of protein stability. Lineage: Eukaryota; Fungi; Microsporidia; Nosematidae. Bases 1 to 2553 code for a protein of 850 amino acids. Gene Ontology annotation, molecular function: cysteine-type deubiquitinase activity; cysteine-type endopeptidase activity. Gene Ontology annotation, cellular component: cytosol; nucleus.